Molecule: messenger RNA, 1542 nt
Organism: Pyrus x bretschneideri (Chinese white pear)
Lineage: Eukaryota; Viridiplantae; Streptophyta; Magnoliopsida; Rosales; Rosaceae
Product: polygalacturonase At1g48100-like
Exons: 6
Coding region: 65-1492 (475 amino acids)
Biological process (GO): carbohydrate metabolic process
Molecular function (GO): polygalacturonase activity
Source: RefSeq, a predicted model, not a curated record
AGGUACAAUAGAAGCACUUCUGUUCUAUAAGUAGCUUAAAAUUCUUUCAUUCCAUUUGCUCCACAUGCAUCUAAGUGAAGGGCUCCAUAUGUUGAGCAUGAUAUUUGCUAGGGUUCGUGUGAUCCUAAUUUGCUUUUUCUCUUUUUGUUUCUUCUUUCCUCCCACACACGGCAGACUUCAAAGUCCUAACACUAGAUAUGAUAAGGAUUUGAACCCGAUAUCUCAGAUUUCAUUGCCACCUUCUCCUUCACCUCAAGCUGCUAGCCCAAGUUACAAUGCUAUUUCUGUUCAUGGUAAUACUGUUUUCAAUGUGAGAUCUUUUGGUGCCGUUGGAGACGGUGUUGCUGAUGACACACAAGCAUUCAAAAUGGCUUGGGAUAGUGCUUGUCAAACUGAAGAUUCAGAAGUUCUUGUUCCUAAAGGCCAUUCCUUUAUGAUACAGUCCAUGAUCUUCACAGGGCCAUGUAGUUCUGGCCUCAAAUUUCAGAUUGAUGGGACAUUAGUGCCACCAGAUGGACCUGAUUCAUGGCCAAAAAAGAACAGCAAGAGACAGUGGCUGGUUUUCUACAGAAUCAAUGGAAUGUCAAUGCAAGGGGGUGGUGUAAUAGAUGGGAGAGGAGAGAAAUGGUGGGAUCUUCCUUGUAAACCCCACAAAGGAAUUAAUGGAACAACGCAGCCUGGCCCUUGUGAUAGCCCAGUUGCCAUAAGAUUUUUCAUGAGCUCCAAUUUGAGAGUGCAAGGACUCAAAGUUAAGAACAGCCCCCAGUUUCAUUUUCGGUUCGAUAACUGUCAAAACGUCCACAUAGAAUCACUUACCAUAAAAGCACCUGCUUUGAGUCCCAACACAGAUGGAAUUCACAUAGAGAACACAAACAAUGUGAAACUGUACAAUUCACUCAUCUCCAAUGGUGAUGACUGCGUCUCAAUAGGAGCUGGUUGUUACAAUGUAGAUAUUAGGAACAUUACUUGCGGCCCAAGUCAUGGAAUAAGUAUUGGAAGUCUAGGGAAUCUCCAUUCUCGAGCAUGUGUUUCAAAUAUUACCGUGAGGGACUCGAUCAUCAAGCACUCUGACAAUGGGGUUCGGAUCAAAACUUGGCAAGGCGGAUCAGGGUCAGUGUCAAGGAUAACAUUCCACAACAUUCACAUGGACACCGUUCGAAACCCGAUUUUAUUAGAUCAGUACUAUUGCCUCACCAAGAACUGCCCUAACCAAACCUCUGCAGUUCAGAUAUCUGAUAUUUUGUACACAAACAUAAAAGGUACAUACGACGUCAGAAGCCCGCCAAUGAAUUUUGCUUGCAGUGACUCCAUGCCGUGCACAAAUCUCACUCUCUCUGAAGUGGAACUGUAUCCUGCUCAAGGAGUAUACGUGGCGAACCCUAUUUGCUGGAGUGCUUAUGGAACAGUGCAGAGCCUUACAAUUCCACCUGUUUUCUGCUUGUUGGGGGGGACACCGCAAAGGUUGCCACAGAAUGAUAAUGAAAGGUGUUAACUAAUGUGGAUCAAAUUGUAAUGCCAAGUAAACUUAGAUACAUAUAUAUA